ACUAACACCUGAGACCCACCGAGCUCUGUCAGCUCUGAGCUGUGAACAUGUUUUACUACCCUGCAGUGUUAACACAUCAGACCGGAUGUUUCUCUACAAUCUGGCUCGUUGCCACCAAAGGGAUCAGAGUUCCUCGCAGAGAUUUCCUGAAAGUGAACGUCAAAAGCACAUGCGAUGACAUCAUGAAUUAUCUGCUGGAACGGGUCCCAGCACCUCGACCAGGUCUGCCUCGACCUCGCUUUUCCCUGUACCUGUCCUCCCAGCUGCAGUAUGGAGUCAUCGUUGUCUACCAUCGCCAGUGUGCUAUUCUCCUUGAGGAACUUCAUACCAUUUUGGGUCAGCUGUUGAAACAGAAGACGUCAAAGAAAAUUGAUAUAGAUGAGCAGAACAGACAAGCUCUGCUUCUCCCAGAUGCUCUGUCUCUGAUGGAGGAGGCAGAAGGAGCUCUGGAUCCCUUAUUUGGAAUGAUGUACAUGCAAGAGGCCAUGCCGAGUCCUAGUGCACUGAUACAGAUUGGAGAGGAGUAUCUGAGAGAAUCCUCUCCUGAGCAUCCUGAACGAAGCAGCCUGCCUGCUGCUGCUCCUGCUGCUCCUGCUGCUCCUGCUGCUCCUGCUGCUCCUGCUGCUCCUGCUGCUCCUGCUGCUCCUACUGCUCCUACUGGCACCGGGUCACUGCAGCAGGAAGAAAAAGAAAGCAUAACUGCAUCUCCAGACUCCAUCACUCUCAGGGAGCUGGAGCCUGUCACUAUCCCCAUUCCAGAGUUUGAGGGUGUGGAGCUUGUUGAUCACCAUCUAGAUACCGUUCGGUUCCUCAUGGCCCAAGCAGAUCACUUUCCAGAAGGGGAUUUUGUGAUGUUGAGAGAGGAGGUGACACCAAGAGAACCAGACAGGGAGAUAGAGCGGGGAGGAAGAGGUGAAGAGCAGGACAAAGACAGAACAAAGGAGAUCACAGGAUCCACUACUGAAUUACAGCCCACCACUCUCCCCGGUGAGGAAGCCACGCUGUUGCCUCAGGAAGAGCCUGUCGUGUCAGAGGAGAGGCCAGAACCCCCUCCAGGCCACCUCACCCCCGUGUCUGAGCCCAUCCUCCCCUCGCCGCCGUCUGCACCGAGACAUGCAAGGCCAAGCCUGGACUUACAGUCCCCUAGUUCUCAGGAAGCGCCCCCUCCAGAGGUGAAGGGGAGGAGGAGGAGGAGGCAGCUGCUCUUCUUCGACCCAGAGACGCAGAUCCCCCAGGAGGCGCUGCAGAAGCAGAUCGACAACCCUCUGACUGAGACCAGACGUCCACAUCUCCCACCGCCCUCGUCUCUCGAGACUCGCUCUGCUGCUGAUCUCCUGAACAACCCUUGCACCUUCUUGCCUGAAGAGGUGCUGUCUCUAUGGCAACAGGCGGCGACUAUCACGCCCAUCUCCGGCUCGGACUUGCAGGUCGGGGAGAGAGGGCCUGAGUCCACAGAUUCUGAGAAAGAGAGGGAUCAAGAGAUGAUCGAAGUAUCGGAAAGAGAGGAGGAGAGACUUGAGCUCAGCCCCAGAGAGGUCCAGAGAGAUUCGGCAGAACAAGAGAAUGAUAUUUCAGCUGUGCUUUUUCGGUCUCUCCUGCCGCCAGAGGCCAACCGCCGGACUGUCAGCACCAUUUUUCAGAGGCUCCUUGGGAUUGCCUCGGCCCAGAAGGUGUGUGUGGAGCAGCAGGAACCUUACGGCGACAUUUGGAUAACACCUGGUCCCGACUACAAAGAGGUGGUGCUGACUUUGUAACGUCGCCACAAGCUUCCUGUUCUGACAUUUCUUCAGGUUCAUAAUUCUGGAUUCUUUACGACAUAACACAGAAAUAGUCGGAUGUUUUGUAAGUGAUCGGAUCCUACGAUUUCUUGUUGCAUCUUGUUGACAUGUUUGAGAUUAUUG
This is a messenger RNA of Paralichthys olivaceus (Japanese flounder), 1901 nucleotides long. NCBI's taxonomy places the organism in Eukaryota, Metazoa, Chordata, Actinopteri, Pleuronectiformes, Paralichthyidae. The record is from RefSeq and is a predicted model, not a curated record.